UUGUGGGAAGGAAAGUGGAGCUGACGGCCGCUGAUGGCAGACUCCUCAAUUGGGCAAAUAUACUCGAUAAGUGAGCAGCUUUUAGGACAUAAAGCUCCAGAGAAACGAUGCUACCUUAUGAAGCUGAUGGUAGCUGGCUUUGAAUAAGAGGAACAUAUGCCGGUGUCAUUGCUGCUCUCCUGCGCACGAGCGCCCGAAGCAGAGAAGUGGGAUACUGUGUCAAUGGACCGCGGCGUUUUUAUUUUCCUGUACCAGGGAGCCGAGUAAAGUAGCAACGGAUUAUAUUCCUGUUGUGGAUGGGUGGGGGGCGACUGCGCUCCCGCUUUCAUUAGCGUGUAAAGUUUCUUGAAAUAUCUGUCGAAGACGCCGUCAAAGAUGUCGACCAGCAGUCCCGAAGCGGUGAAGAAAUUGCUGGAGAACAUGCAGACGGAUCUGCGGUCUCUGUCCAUGGAGUGCAAGAAGAAAUUCCCCCCAGUCAAAGAGGCUGCAGAGUCUGGCAUUGUGAAGAUUAAGACCAUUGCUGCCAGGAACACAGACAUACUGGCAGCUCUGAAGGAGAACAGCUCAGAGGUUGUGCAGCCUUUCCUCAUGGGUUGUGGCACCAAAGAGCCCAAGAUCACUCAGCUGUGCCUGGCCGCCAUCCAGAGACUCAUGUCCCACGAGGUGGUGUCUGAGGCUGCUGCAGGGAACAUCAUCAACAUGUUGUGGCAGCUGAUGGAGAACGGUUUGGAGGAGCUGAAGCUAUUGCAGACGGUCCUCGUCCUGCUGACCACCAACACAGUCGUACACGAUGAAGUACUUUCUAAGGCCAUUGUGCUGUGCUUCCGCCUUCACUUCACCAAGGACAACAUCACCAACAACACAGCAGCUGCCACAGUCAGACAGGUCGUCACUGUGGUUUUUGAGAGGAUGGUGGCAGAGGAUGAGCGUUUCAAAGGCAUCGUGGAGCAGGCCCCUCCUGUCCAGGGAAACACCAACAGACGUUCUGUGAGCACUCUUAGGCCCAGUGCUAAAGAUGCAUACAUGCUGUUCCAGGAUUUGUGUCAGCUGGUGAAUGCUGAUGCCCCCUACUGGCUGGUGGGGAUGACUGAGAUGACACGGACGUUUGGCCUGGAGCUGCUGGAGUCAGUUCUGAAUGAUUUUCCAGGGGUAUUCCUACAGCACCAGGAGUUCAGCUUCUUACUAAAAGAGCGAGUGUGCCCCCUCGUCAUCAAGCUCUUCUCCCCCAACAUCAAGUUCCGGCAGGGCAGCAGCAGCUCAGCCUCACCAGCACCUGUGGAGAAACCUUAUUUUCCCAUCUGCAUGAGGCUGCUGCGGGUGGUCUCUGUGCUCAUCAAGCACUUCUACAGCUUACUGGUGACAGAGUGUGAGAUUUUCUUGUCUCUGCUGGUGAAGUUUCUGGAUGGGGAGAAGCCACAGUGGCUGAGAGCAGUGGCUGUGGAAUCAGUCCAUAGGCUGUGCGUACAGCCACAUUUAUUACGGUCGUUCUGCCAGUCAUACGACAUGAAGCAGCACUCUACUAAGGUAUUCAGAGAUAUUGUGAAUGCGCUUGGCUCCUUCAUCCAGUCCCUCUUCAUUGUCCCCAAUGCUGGAAACCCUGCUGCUGUCAGUGCACCUACAGGUGGUUCAGGUUCAGGGACCCAGGGAGCUGCACAGGGAGGCCAAGGUACAGGAGGGGUCAGUGGCAACCUGAACACCCAGGCUGCCUUUGAAUACCGUGGUACCUGGAUCCCCCUGAUGACCGUCAGUGUUCAAGGCAGUGCUAAAGCCACCUAUCUCGAGAUGCUGGACAAGGUGGAGCCCCCAUCCAUCCCAGAGGGCUACGCCAUGUCUGUGGCCUUCAGUGCCCUGCUGGACCUGGUGAGGGGCAUCACCUCUAUGAUUGAAAGAGAACUGGGCAUGGAGGAAGAGGCAGCUGCUGAGUUCAGGGAGACUCAUCCUGAUCAGGAGUGGCAGCCUCAACAAGGAGCCUACCUGGUGUGGGAGGAGAUGGUCAGUGCCUGUUGGUGUGGCCUACUGGCUGCUCUCUCUCUGCUACUGGAUGCCAGCACUGAUGAGACAGCCACAGAGAACAUCCUAAAGGCAGAGCUCACCAUGGCCUCGCUGUGUGGGCGUCUGGGCCUUGUGACGCCCCGGGAUGCUUUCAUCACUGCCAUCUGCAAGGCCUCUUUGCCGCCGCACUACGCCCUGACUGUUCUGAGCAGCAAUGCAGCUAACCUCUCCAGCAAAGCCUACUCGAUCCAGGGCCAGAGUGUGCAGAUUAUCAGCCCCUCCAGUGAAUCUCAUCAGCAGGUGGUGGCUGUGGGCCAGCCUCUCACUGCCCAGCCCCAGGGCACUGUAGUGCUGACAGCGAAGAACAUCCAGUGCAUGCGAACCCUGUUGAACCUGGCUCACUGCCACGGGGCCGUGCUGGGGACCUCCUGGCAGCUGGUGCUGGCUACACUGCAGCACUUAGUUUGGAUCCUGGGACUGAAGCCAGGGGUGGGCGGUGCCCUGAAGCCUGGGCGAGCUGUGGAGGGACCCAGCACUGUGCUGACCACAGCUGUGAUGACAGACCUGCCCGUCAUCUCAAACAUCCUAUCCAGAUUGUUCGAGAGCUCCCAGUACCUGGAUGACGUGUCCUUACAUCACCUGAUCAACGCCCUCUGUUCCCUCUCACUGGAAGCAAUGGAAAUGGCUUAUGGAAACAACAAAGAGCCAUCUCUGUUCGCCGUGGCCAAGCUGCUGGAGACUGGCCUUGUCAACAUGGACCGUAUAGAGAUCCUGUGGAGACCACUGACAGGCCACUUACUAGAGAAGGUCUGCCAGCACCCGAACUCCAGGAUGAGAGAGUGGGGGGCGGAGGCGUUGACGGCGCUUAUCAAAGCUGGUUUGGCAUACAAGCAUGACCCUCCUCUGGCCCAAAAUCAGCGGCUGCAGCUUCUGUUGCUGAACCCCCUGAAGGAGUUAUCUAAUGUGCUGCACGCAGACAUCCGGCAGAAACAGCUGGAGAGCGUCCUUCAGAUCCUCCAGAGCCAGGGAGACAGCCUGGGGCCCGGCUGGCCCCUCGUGUUAGGUGUCAUAGGAGCCAUUCGCAAUGAUCAGGGGGAGUCAUUGAUCAGAACAGCCUUCCAGUGCCUGCAGUUGGUGGUGACAGACUUCCUACCCACAAUGCCUUGCAUGUGCCUCCAGAUUGUAGUGGAUGUAGCUGGCAGCUUUGGACUACAGAACCAGGAGCUUAACAUCAGCCUUACCUCCAUUGGCCUGCUGUGGAACAUUUCGGACUACUUCUUCCAAAGGGGCGAAGCAAUCACACAGGAGCUGGAGAGGGAGGAAGAGGCUCAGCAGAAGCAGGCCAAGGAGAAAGGAGAGACCCUGAACAGGCCCUUCCACCCGGCCCCUCCCUUCGACUGCCUGUGGUUGUGCCUGUACGCCAAGCUGGGCGAGCUGUGCGUCGACCCACGGCCCGCUGUGCGAAAAAGUGCUGGGCAGACGUUAUUCUCCACCAUUGCUGCCCACGGGACACUGCUGCAGCAGCCAACGUGGCAUAUUGUUGUCUGGAAGGUACUGUUCCAACUGCUGGACUGUGUCAGGACAUCGUCCACCACAGCUGACAAGGAAAAAAUCGAGUCUGGUGGCGGGAACAUCCUCAUCCACCACUCACGAGACACGGCAGAGAAGCAGUGGGCAGAGACAUGGGUGCUGACGCUAGCUGGGGUGGCUCGCAUCUUCAAUACAAGGCGAUAUCUCCUUCAGCAGUUAGGUGAUUUCUUCGAGGCCUGGGAGGUGCUGCUGAACCACAUUCAGUCUGCUGCUCUCAGUAAAAACAAUGAGGUCUCUCUGGCUGCUCUCAAGAGCUUUCAAGAAAUCCUACAGAUCGUCACUCCUGUUAAAGACUCUGAUAAAGCAGGUGAUGCACUCGCUGCUAUGGGCGUGCCCCCAGUGCUUAUCGACCCCCUGUCAGCGUCUGGUCCCGGCAGACCUCUGGUACGUUCAGACUCGCUAGUUGAGCGGUUGACACGGUACAAUGGCGCAGAGAUGCAAGCCCCUCCCCCAGGGGAGGAGUCAGCCUUAGAGGACUCCGCGCUGUGGUGGUCAGCGUGGAAUACAUGGUACAGAACCGGAACGGACAGCACGAGGCCACCUAGUGGCCUGACAGAGAAGCUCUCCUUUAUUCCCAGCCAGCCCUUCCUCACAGCGCUAAUCCAGAUUUUCCCAGCUCUGUACCAGCACAUAAAGGCCAACUUCAGCAUGGAGGACUUGAAGAAACUGGGGGUCAUCCUCCAUGGGGCCGUCUCUGUGCCCAUCAGCAGUGACGCCUCGCCUUUCAUCCUCCCCUCCUAUACCGAAGCAGUGCUCACCAGCCUGCAGGAGGCAGUGCUCACCGCUCUGGAUGUUCUGCAAAAGGCCAUCUGUGUGGGCCCGGAGAACCUGCAGGUCAUGUACCCGGCCAUCUUUGAACAGCUGCUACUCUUCGUGGAGUUCUCCUGCAAGCCUCCUCAGUACGGCAGGAUGGAAACCAAACACGUGGCCAAUGCCAAAUACAACCAGAUCCAGCUGUUUGCACCGGCAGAGUGGGUUGCCUUAAACUAUGUGCCCUUUGCUGAGCGCUCCUUGGAGGUGGUGGUUGACCUGUAUCAUAAAACGGCGUGCCACAAAGCGGUCAUCAAUGAGAAGGUUCUGCAAAACAUCAUCAAGACUUUGAGAAUGCCCCUGGGUUUGAAGUACUCCUGUCCAUCAGAAAGCACCUGGAAGCUCGCGGUUUCGUCUUUGCUCAAGGUGCUAUCUAUUGGACUACCAGUUGCUCGCCAGCAUGCCUCAUCUGGGAAGUUUGACACCAUGUGGCCAGAGCUGGCCAACGCCUUUGAAGACUUUCUUUUUACCAAAAGCACACCUCCAGAUAACCUCUCCAUCCAGGAGUUUCAGCAGAAUGAGGCCAUUGACGUAGAGGUGGUCCAGCUGAUCAGCACAGAGAUCUUGCCAUUUGCCAACUUCAUCCCCAAAGAUUUUGUUGGCCAGAUUAUGGCCAUGCUCAACAGAGGCUCCAUUCACUCACAGUCCCCCUCGUUUACAGAGGCAGAGAUCGAUGUGAGGAUGAGGGAGGAAUUUUCAAAGGUGUGUUUUGAGACGCUCCUGCAGUUUUCCUUCAGCAACAAGGUGUCCACUCCACAGGAGGGCUACAUCUCCCGCAUGGCGCUCUCUGUGCUCCUCAAGAGAUCACAGGACGUUCUCAGACGCUAUGUGGAGGACGAGAGGUUGAGUGGACGCUGCCCCCUGCCCAGACAACAAGUGACAGAGAUUAUCUUUGUCUUGAAAGCUAUCAGCACUUUGAUGGACUCCCUUAAAAAAACACAGCCAGAAAAUGUGGAUGGAAACACAUGGGCUCAAGUGAUAGCUCUAUAUCCAACACUGGUAGAGUGCAUUACAUGCUCGUCGUCUGAGGUGAGCUCGGCCCUGAAGGAGGCCCUGGGGCCCUUUAAAGACUUUAUGCAGCCACCUGUCUCCAGAGUUCAGAAUGGGGAGUCCUGACCAGGCUCACUCACAUGAGCUCUUUGCUUUUUUUAUAAUGAAGAAAUCUUGAAUGUGUCUUCUCGACCCCACGUGCUUUAUGAGGUGCACGGACAUGAACUCCAUGUGAGCUCCAUCUUAUGGUGACAUGAAGCAACCCACAAGAACAAGAGAUCCAAGGCCCACUCGGACCACGAUGAUGACCCUGACCUUUAUACGCUUCAUCGUAUGCUUCUCAUGUGAGCUGAUAAUGUCUCUGCUCCCUUCAUCGCUCAUUCAGACUGGCUGCUCUCUUGUGUUAUCUACAGAGAUUAAAAAUAAUUGCAGUGUUGCAUCUGGGUUUGUUUUUUUUUCUCCUGAUGAGGCCGAGUCGAUGUACAGUGUGUGGUGAUAUUGUUGAUGAUGUAAUUAAGAAAAAAAUGCAAAAACUGGGGCUUUAUCGAUCUAAAAAAAUGAACGUUUAAGACUUUUGCAACAUUUUCAACAGUAAGGAUUUUAUGCAAGAAAACAAAUCUUACUGUAACAUUCCACGUCAUCUUUAGCCAGCCAUCUGAGAAGGGAUGUAUUGUCUGUAUAAAAUAAAUGGGACAAUUCUACAAUCA
Messenger RNA from Cheilinus undulatus (humphead wrasse), 6089 nucleotides. It is a transcript of the gene mon2, whose product is annotated as MON2 homolog, regulator of endosome-to-Golgi trafficking. Bases 376 to 5508 code for a protein of 1710 amino acids. The record is from RefSeq and is a predicted model, not a curated record. The transcript is spliced from 36 exons. NCBI's taxonomy places the organism in Eukaryota, Metazoa, Chordata, Actinopteri, Labriformes, Labridae.